CACCCCGCAAACAUCAUACGACGACCAGCCCACGAGCAGACUACCUUACCCUUAGUGCCACAUACUCAUCACACUACAUAGACCGUCUACCAUUCUUCACUCACCAAGGCGAGGAAAUAAGCCUCAGUCGCAGAAAACGCUUGCUCAUGAACGCCAUUCAGUAACAGGCCACCCCUUGCAAAAGAUACAAGACACAAAAGGCACAAAACACACAAGCGGCGCGAUGCUUCUCAUCGGCCUCACAGGGUCCAUCGCGACAGGCAAGUCGACGGUCUCGGCUCUGCUGUCCGCGCCGCCCUACUCGCUGCCCGUUAUCGACGCCGACCUGCUAGCGCGCGAGGUGGUCGAGCCCGGCACGGCCGGCUACAAAGCCAUCGUGUCGUACUUUGGCCCCAGCACGCCGGAUCUGCUUGUGCCCCCCGCAACCAACAACAACAGCAUGCCCGAGAACGGCCCCACAGGCAGAGGCCGGCCGCUCAACCGACCGGCGCUGGGGCGGCGCGUGUUCGGCGACAGCGCGGCAGCUAAGCGCGACCGCGCCGCGCUCAACGCCAUCGUGCACCCGGCGGUGCGGCGGGCCAUGCUGGGCGCCGCCGCGCGCGCGUACGCAGCGGGUCACCGCGCCGCCGUCCUCGACGUGCCGCUGCUCUUCGAGAGCGCGCUCGACCGCUUCUGCGGCACCGUCCUCGUCGUCGCCGUCCGCGACCCCGACACCCAGAUGCGCCGCCUACGCGCCCGCGACCCACACCUCUCCGCUGACGACGCCGCUAACCGCGUGCGCAGCCAGGGUGACUUGCGCAACAAGGCCCGCCGCGCAGAGGUUCGUGGGGGUGCUAGGGGCUUGGUGGUCUGGAACGACGCCGGCCGCGACGAGCUCGCUGCCGAGGUCCGCCGCGCUAUGGAAGUCAUCGAUGCUGCGAGUCCCCGCUGGUGGAGCAUGGUGCUGUGGCUGUGCCCGCCUGCUGCUGUCGUGGUCGGGCUGUGGAAUUUCUGGAUGAAUGUGAGGAUUAAUAGACGGUGGGCCGAGGUUGAGCUGAGGGAGAGGGCGAAGCUGUGAAGGGAGGGAUAGGGGUGG
Molecule: messenger RNA, 1075 nt
Organism: Lasiosphaeria miniovina
Lineage: Eukaryota; Fungi; Ascomycota; Sordariomycetes; Sordariales; Lasiosphaeriaceae
Product: dephospho-CoA kinase-domain-containing protein
Exons: 1
Coding region: 224-1057 (277 amino acids)
Biological process (GO): coenzyme A biosynthetic process
Molecular function (GO): dephospho-CoA kinase activity; ATP binding
Source: RefSeq, a predicted model, not a curated record